Molecule: messenger RNA, 1274 nt
Organism: Macadamia integrifolia
Lineage: Eukaryota; Viridiplantae; Streptophyta; Magnoliopsida; Proteales; Proteaceae
Product: probable xyloglucan endotransglucosylase/hydrolase protein 6
Exons: 3
Coding region: 136-1014 (292 amino acids)
Biological process (GO): cell wall biogenesis; xyloglucan metabolic process
Cellular component (GO): apoplast; cell wall
Molecular function (GO): hydrolase activity, hydrolyzing O-glycosyl compounds; xyloglucan:xyloglucosyl transferase activity
Source: RefSeq, a predicted model, not a curated record
CACUCACUACUACUACUACUCAAAGCCUCAGAAUCAAAUCAAAUAUACCCUUUUAUAGGUUUCUCCAUCACACACUCCUCCACUUAACUUAGUUUCCUCAUUGGCUGUAAGUACAAACAGGCAGCAGCCACAAGCAUGGCCACAGGGACCAUAAGAUUUUGUAGCCUUUCCCUUGUCCUCCUGCAUCUCCUUGCAUGGGCACCUUCCUCACUAUGGGCACGCCCUGCUUCCUUCGUCCAGGACUUCCGUGUCACUUGGUCUGAUUCCCAUAUCAGGCAAAUCGAUGGAGGCAGAGCCAUCCAAUUGGUCCUCGACCAAUCUUCAGGUUGUGGGUUUGUGUCUAAAAGCAAAUACCUGUUUGGGCGCGUCAGCAUGAAGAUCAAACUCAUCCCUGGUGACUCUGCCGGCACCGUCACCGCCUUCUAUAUGAAUUCAGACACCGACACCGUUCGUGAUGAAUUGGACUUCGAGUUCUUAGGGAAUCGGAGUGGACAACCAUAUACAGUCCAAACCAAUGUGUAUGCUCAUGGCAAGGGUGACCGAGAACAAAGGAUCAACCUCUGGUUCGACCCAUCUGCAGAUUUCCAUACUUACUCCAUCCUUUGGAAUCACCAUCAUGUCGUGUUUUAUGUGGACGAAGUACCCAUUAGAGUUUACAAGAACAAUGAAGCGAGAGGGCUUCCAUAUCCCAAGUUCCAAGCCAUGGGGGUAUUCUCUACGUUGUGGGAAGCAGACAAUUGGGCUACAAGAGGUGGCCUUGAGAAGAUAGAUUGGAGCAAAGCACCCUUUUACGCUUACUACAAGGACUUUGACAUCGAGGGUUGCCCUGUCCCAGGCCCUGUUAACUGUGCCUCCAACCCUAGGAAUUGGUGGGAGUCCCCUGCUUACCAGCAACUUGAUGCCGUCCAAGCAAGGAGAUACAAGUGGGUCCGCAUGAAUCACAUGAUCUACGAUUACUGUGUAGAUAGAUCUCGUUACCCUGUCGUCCCUCCCGAAUGCGUCGCCGGCAUCUAAUUAAUUAGUGAUAAUAUAUAAUGUGAUUAUUUAUCAUGCAGAUAUGUAUGCCCAAGGUUAUAAUCUGAACAAUAAUGGGGGAAAAUUGAAAAAAAAAAAAAAUGGUGAUCAUCGUUAUGUGUUCUUCAAGUUUUUUUUUUCUUUUUCUUUUUGGGUGAAGAAUGUUGCAGUUUCUAUUGUAAGCAAUUAUUUCUGUCAAGUGUGUAUAAAAAUAUUAUUUGUGAAAUAAGAGGAAUUUUUAAUGAUAUUUAUUACUUUAA